Filobasidium floriforme is the source of this 249-nucleotide messenger RNA. Its product is annotated as acyl-CoA N-acyltransferase. The annotation marks the transcript as partial. The record is from RefSeq and is a predicted model, not a curated record. The transcript has 2 exons. Lineage: Eukaryota; Fungi; Basidiomycota; Tremellomycetes; Filobasidiales; Filobasidiaceae. Gene Ontology annotation, molecular function: acyltransferase activity, transferring groups other than amino-acyl groups.
CAUCAACGAGCUGAAUUCAUCAUCUCUCUCCGUCCUGCAUUUCAUGGCAAGGGAUUCGGUACCAAAGCUGUAAACUGGUUGGUCACUGUUGGCUUCCAAAGGGCAAACUUACACCGGAUUGAGGGGUCAUACAACAUGGGUAAUAUCCCUGCCGAAAAGUGCUAUAAGAAACUUGGUUUCAAGAUUGAAGGGGUCUGGCGUAAACACACAUGGGCUGAUGGAGAAUGGGUUGACAUUGUCAACAUGUGA